CUAGCCUGGGCUAGCUAGCCAUCUUGACAAGAAUGAGGGAGGUAGCCGCUGUUCGGAUUUUCAGUUCCCUGAAGUGUGAAAUAGAGACGAUUUAUUCUUGGAAAUGUGUUACAUAUACCUUUGAAACAAGUGUUAGUAUUGAAUCGUUUUAAGUUCCUAAGUCAAGAGGAGAGAGGAGACUUGUUCCGAAAGAUGUCUUACAUACUUGUCCCAACGUAAAGGAGUGUUGUUGUAGCCAGCUAGCUAGUUGAGUGGAGGUACGGGCCCGCUUCACAGUCGGACUAAAGUAGCUGCCGCAGCUGGGGAACUCUAUCUGCGACAGCCGCCAUCUGACAACUACGGGGUCCGGACAUUACUUUACUGAACAGGCCGGUCCGGACGGAUCAAAGCUUUGGAUCAGUUAUCGAAUUACUACUUCUAUUGGCAAACGCUGGACUUGGGAGGGUUGGUCUUCAAUGUUAUGAACUCGUAAAAUGCAACAGGAGACGAGAGGAGGAAGGAACAAGGAUGACUCAUACUCCUCUUGAUAAUAGUUAAAAAAAACUUACAUCGAUGCAAAUUCGCUGUUUCAGAUAGCCAGUUGUCAGCUGAUAUUAGCUAACUCACUUGCUUUUAACGCGAGACAUUUAGACGGGAGUUGUGAACGCAGGCUCUCAAAAUGUCUAAAAUGCCGGCUAAAAAGAAAAGCUGUUUUCAGAUCACAAGUGUGACACAGGCUCAGGUGGCGGCCAGCAGUGCCACGGACGACACGGAGAGCCUGGACGACCCAGACGAAUCACGGACUGAAGACGUGUCGUCGGAAAUAUUCGAUGUGUCCCGGGCCGACUUGGAGCCGGAGGUAUGUGAUCGAAGUUCAUCUGAGGAAACGCUAAACCAUGUAGGGGAGCAAGAGGCACCUGGCGUUAUGGCCCCACCGCGUAGUGUACCUAAAGUUGGGCAGAUACCUGCAAUGUCGGGGCCUCCAAAUGAAGGUUUUGCUAUUCGAAAGGCAGGAGUGGCAGGCUCGCCUCAUGUUAGCCAGCAAACACUGGGAAGUGGUUCGUCAAGCGGCCUCCCUAUUGCUCAGUCUGGGCUCAUGCCACAGCCUGCCCCAGUGGUCAGUUGGGGGGCUACAACAGUGUCAGUGAGCACAUCCCAGCCAGUAGUGACUAGUUUAACCCCUACUUCUGCUAUGUCAUCGACAGCAAGUUGCAGUUCACGUUUCAGGGUCAUCAAACUUGACCAUGGUACUGGAGAGCCCUUCAGAAAGGGCCGAUGGACUUGCACAGAGUUCUAUGAGAAAGACUCAGAAGGUAACACUGUGGUUAACAGGACUACGGAUAACAUUAGGCAUGCCAAUGCGUUUGACCCCAGCGCUGACAGGGACAGCGGGCUGGGGUUGACGGGUGGUGCGGUGGUUGCACCGUCGACUCACUCCGGCCAGGGCCUAGACUCCAUAGUGGACGCUGCUGCUCUUAACGCCUUGCACGUUCACCCAAUGGACACAAUGCAACAGCAGCAGCCCCACCACCAAAACUACAACAUGGGGCAGCCUGGAACAGCCACACACAACACUUUCCCCACCAACAACCUCAUGGCUGUCCCAGGUCAGCAGCCAACGCUGAGUACUAUCCAACCUGCUGCCAACCAGAACCUCUUUCCUGUGGGGCUCAACGGUCUUCCUCAAAGUGGCAUUCACAUACAGAAAUCCCCAAGCAUGACCCCUGCAGCCCUGACCCAGACGCUGGCUUACCCUCCCCAGCAGCAGGCCAUGCUACAGCAGCUUCCACCGGGACAGCACAUGCCCAACCAGCCCCCAGGCCUGCCCCAGAACCAGGCAGACUACUACCAACAGAACCAGCCUGGCAUGCAGGCAGUGGCCUCAGCCGGCCAGACCCUCUAUGUGGGACAGACUGUGGGUCAGGGCCCGUCACUGGUCAUGACUCCCGCCACCGGGGUUCCGAUGCUGGGGCAGGUAGGGGAGAUGGCAGCAGUGGGGGGAGGAGGUUCUUUACCUGUCAGUCAGCCAGCUUCAGGCCUGAUGAGUGGAGGUGUGGGAGGUGUUGGAUCAUCCAUGGUACUGGGCGGAAGCUCUACUCUGCAACAGCUUGUAGGUCAGUAUGGCCCCACGGGUAUUCGUCAACCUGUCGGCCUCCACCCUUCGCCACCCGGCACCCAAAACGUGCCCAUCAUUGUGUCCAGUGCCUCCAGCGCCACCACAUUAGCCCCCACCGCCAUGCCAAACCUGACUGCCUCCUUGUUGCCCGCGCAACAGGCCCACGAUGGCAGGGGGGCGCAGGGCCUCCCGGCGGCUGGGUUCAGCCAUGUGGAGGAGGGCCAGCCUCCCGCCUUCUCCGAGAAAAACCUGAUGAAGAUCCCUGAGAGCCUGCAGCUGGCCAACAACCCCUCUGUGAACAGCCUGUUUGGAAUAGCCAUAGACGGGGAUGAGGACAGUGCCUCUGGAGCCAGUGUUGUUGCCAUUGAUAAUAAAAUCGAACAGGCGAUGGACUUAGUGAAAAGCCAUCUGAUGUAUGCAGUGCGUGAGGAGGUGGAGGUGCUGAAGGAGCAGAUCAAGGAGCUGUUUGAGAGGAACUCUAUGCUGGAACAGGAGAACGCCGUGCUGAAAUCCCUGGCCAACAGUGAUCAGCUGUCUGAGCUCUCCGUCUGGCCGGCCUCCACAAACUCCUCCUGCAGCACGCCUCCCCAGCAAGGGGUGGGCCAAGGCCAGCCACAGCUCCAGGCCCAGCCUCAAACGCAGCCACAGCUCCAGGCCCAGCCUCAAACGCAGCCACAGCUCCAGGCCCAGCCUCAAACGCAGCCACAGCUCCAGGCCCAGCCUCAAACGCAGCCACAGCUCCAGGCCCAGCCUCAAACGCAGCCACAGCUCCAGGCCCAGCCUCAAACGCAGCCACAGCUCCAGGCCCAGCCUCAAACGCAGCCCCAGCUCCAGCCUCAGCAACUCCAGCCCCAACCCCAGCUUGACGCCAGCCAGCCUUUGCUGCAACCGCAGCCCAACGGCAGCUCCGCUUGAAGUGCAUCCUCCCCAGCAGGAGAAAAAAAAGCAGAAAAGCACCCUCCAAUUAUUCUAAAUUAGCAUACGAAACAACAAAACAAUUAUAUUGUCUUGUUCUCCACCAGCUUGGCCACCACAACCAAGAGCAGUGCUUCUGUGCUUGUUCGGCUUUCCCAGUGUUAAUGCAAUCAUUGCGCGAGAGAGACGGGGGCUUUUCUUAUGGGGCGCCAUACUGGAGCCUGGACUGGUUGAGUGCUAUGUCAGAGCCUGUGGACCAGAUCCCCCCCCCCCCCCCCCCCCCUGGCCACAAAGGAGCUGUGCAGCUCACAUGAGAGGAUGAAUCAGAGCGUCCCAGAGAUUUUUUUUUGUUGUAAGAGAUGUAUUUUUAGCCUUGCUGUUUCAUGUUGUAAGUAAGAAGUGGGGGAGAGAUCUAGUUUCGGAGCCGCGCUGCCAUUUCUUCUUCGACAUGAGUCCAAUUCAUGCAUCAGUCUAAAGUUCUACGGUUAAUGUUUAUUUAUUACGGGGCUGCUAUUUUCAUGAAAGGAACAAUGUCACAAAACUUUUUAAGAAAGAGCCUUUUUUUUUUGUCAUCAGUGUUUAAAAUAAUAGUCUGUACACACAAUGGGCAGUGUUACAUUAACCAGUUGAAUAUGUAGGCAAUAAUAAAGAAACUCUGACAUGCGUCUAACACUAAACAGGCAGUUUUACAAUGGAAUUGUUUAUCCGCACCAGUCAAGAUCCAGUUUGAAUGUACAUUUUUGUAUAGUGUAAAGUAUUAAGAACAUAGCAAAGUUUGUACAGGUGAACACCAAGUCUUCUGACAGGAAAUCUGAAAGUGAAUCUGCGGUAGACUAUUUAACAAACUUCCAAUCCAAUUGCUAGUUUCUUUGUCUCCAAAAUGGAACGUUUGUCAUACACUCGUGUCUUCUUGAACAUGUGUUUUUGGGGUGGGGGGAAAAAAGCUGUGAAAUCGUUCAUACCUACUUUGUAACCAAAGAUGCAAAGCUGUAAUUCCAUUUAUUUUGUUAUGUGCACUUAUGUAUUUUUUUCUUCUCACUUUCACAACAAAAUGUUUUUGUUGCUGUUUAGCAUGUUCUGCAUGAUCUGUAAUCUUCAAACCACUUUCUUACCUCAUAUUUUUAUUCAGCACUCUUAUUGUAAGAUAGUAGUCUGUGAACAAUGUAAAUGGGGGAAAAAGACAUGGAGACAAAGAGCUAGGGGUUUGGGUAGAGCGAUACAAACAAGUGUUACGUACACUAGCUACAGAAAAUGAAGUGAGCCAUGUUUUGUUCAUUUAAAUGGUGUUUGAAUUUCAUAUGCCAAUAGUUUUGUUACAUUGCAAAUUUAAUGUAUUUAAAUAAAUGCAAUAUUCAGAUUC
Molecule: messenger RNA, 4370 nt
Organism: Salvelinus namaycush (lake trout)
Lineage: Eukaryota; Metazoa; Chordata; Actinopteri; Salmoniformes; Salmonidae
Product: TSC22 domain family protein 2-like
Exons: 3
Coding region: 659-3010 (783 amino acids)
Biological process (GO): regulation of transcription by RNA polymerase II
Source: RefSeq, a predicted model, not a curated record